Messenger RNA from Zymoseptoria tritici IPO323, 855 nucleotides. RefSeq lists its product as uncharacterized. The record is from RefSeq and is a predicted model, not a curated record. Lineage: Eukaryota; Fungi; Ascomycota; Dothideomycetes; Mycosphaerellales; Mycosphaerellaceae. The transcript is spliced from 2 exons. The annotation marks the transcript as partial.
AACAACAAUGGGCAAAUCCUCGGCGUCACAGGUGCUGUGCUCGGCAUGGCAGUCUUCGCCGUCGUACUACGAAUGUUCGUCCGCAUCACCAUGGUCAGAAAGGUCGGCGCCGACGACUAUGUCAUCCUCCUCUCACUAUUGCUCGCGGUUGGAACCAUGAUUUGCUUCGCUGCUGAGAGCUUCACUCUGGGCGGUCGUCAUAUCAUGUGCAUGUCCCAGCAUGACUUUUACAUCUUCGCCAAGUGGCAGUUUUACCACUCAAUUUGGGUCAUGGCUGGUGUCGUCCUCGUCAAGGUCUCGAUCGCGCUCUUCCUGAUGCGACUGGUGCCGCCGAAGAGGAGCUGGAAGGCGUUCCUCUGGGGUUCAAUCGUCUUCUUGAUCUGCUUCAUGCUCGUCUGCGCCCUGACACUCGUUUUCCAAUGCAAACCGAUCUCUGCAGCGUGGGACUACAAACUCAAGAAACAGCCGGGCACGAGGUGUUUCAACACAAAAGCCUUCAUCGAUCUCGGCCUAUUUAACAGCAUCGUUAACUGCGUCACGGAUGCCAUGUUCGCAACUUUGCCGGUCCCGAUCAUCCUGGGACUGCAGGUCAACACGAGGACGAAGAUCACAUUGGCUGGCAUUCUCGGUCUUGGAUACACUGCCUGCGCCGCUGGAAUCGUGAAGGCGAUUACGCAGUAUACUUUCUUCAGCAAGAAGGAUCCCUUCUGGCACAACGCUUUCAGUGUGUGGAAUAUGAUUGAGCUGUGUGUGGGAAUCACGGCCGCUUCCCUUCCAGCGCUGAAGCCACUCAUCGUUCGGUGGCUCAGCGCAACCAAAGCACUGGUCGACAAGAACUCGAAGCACCACAGGCGG